AUGGAAACAAAGAUGAAUGCUGAUCCAUGGGAAAAUCUGAGGUUCCAACUUUGGAGUGUAAGCAGUGAACCACCAAAAAACACACCAUUAGUAGAGUACGGGAAAGCAAACGAUAAGAGAUUCCCCAUUGGAGUUAUACAUGGCGGGUUUUUUACAGACUAUCCAGAAAACUGUGGGUUGUCAAUGGUUCCAAUUAUGAAUGAUGAUUGUUUGGGAACUUUCAAGAUGAUCGUUAGGGCACACCAAUUCCGAGUGAUUGAACAUAUGUAUGUUGAACAUAGGCCUGUAUUUGUUCCAAUCAAUUUCCCCCACUUUUUGAUGAACUCACCAUCCAAAAGAGUUGAGAAGCUUAUUCAUCUGUUUGUAACAGAACACCCAAUGGCAACAGUUGAUGAUGGAAUAGCAUACAUCAGGCAUAUGCUAAACAUGACCAUUCCAAGAGAAAAAAUGGAAGAUGCAAUGGACAUGGCGAAGGAGAAUGUGAUAGCAUGGAAAAACGUAGUGUAG
Messenger RNA from Lactuca virosa, 507 nucleotides. Lineage: Eukaryota; Viridiplantae; Streptophyta; Magnoliopsida; Asterales; Asteraceae. The record is from the annotation of a GenBank genome assembly.